UCGUCGCAGGAGGAGGAGGAGAGGACUCGUUUUCAUCGCGCGCGCACCACCACUGCCAAAUGCGCGCCCCGUGCUUGUGCGCCGUAAAGCGAUGUGUGCGCUGUGAACGCGUGUGCGAGUGUCUGUGUCUGUGCGCGCGUGUGUCCACCAUCGCCGCAGCAGCAGCAGAGUAAAAGCGAGUGUCGAAGUGAUCGAGAGAGGAAAAGAAAAAAAAAAGGGUAUCUUGGCCACGACCGCGUCUCGAACGCGAGCUUUUCCGGCGUGAACUGUGCGACUGUGCGUAUACCGCUUCGUCGGUUUCGAGUGCGAGCUUGCGGUGCUUUUUGUACACCGACACAGCCUUAUCACACACACACACACGUACGUACGUAAGUGUGUCGUCGUAGUCGUCCGAGCGAUCCCUCCCCCACGCACGGUGGCAUCUCUCUACACCUACCAUUUGUUUUCUCAACGAAGAUAUUUCAACGACGUCGGUAUCAACUUGAGAACCCACUUGAACACAGAGAAUCCUAGACACGGCCACGGGAGCGCCUGAUGUGCCGCCAAAGUAUAUAGAGGCACACGCAGCAGACGUCACGCUCGGCGACCAAAAAUAAAUCACCGGCUUGUGCGUGUGUGUAUCACACCGGAGUCACCGCGACUGGUGCGUCUCUACUCUGUGCAUCUCUCUACUUUUGGAAACGAGUCCGCCGCAGCGACGGAGCAGUGCGCGUCGAGAAUCGCGCCAUGGAGCCAGAUGACACCUUCGCUCGACGAGUAUACGGCUUAAUUGAAUAAAAAAAAAGUCAACGCGGCAUCGUGAAUCAAAAAAUUGCAACGUAAAAAAAAGUCGUCGGCCAUGUCGACAUGCGAUAGAGACUCUUUUUUCACGGAGCAGCCGUGCUGCCGCUGCGACAGCGGCAGAGAAUCAGCCGGCUGAGAUUGUCGACGACAACAAUUGAUAUGGCGAUCGAGUGAAUGAUCAUCGCGCGACAAUUCACGAACGAAGAGAAAGAUAUUCGUCGGACGUUGCAGAGGGAGAGAGAGAGAGGGAGAGAGAGGAAGGGAGGAUUAUUGACAAAAGACGAAAAAAAAAAGGAUUGAGUAAUGGCGAGGGAAAGGAUAUUGACGAAGCUGCUGCUCGCCGCCGCACUGACGCUGGCGAUUCUUCUGGAUACAUGUCGAACCGACGACAAAGUAUCGUUCUACGGGGCGAGCUACAUCCACUUGCCCGUGCAGGAAGCCAAGAGCGCGACCGACAUAGCCUUUCGCUUUCGCACGCACUUGAAGGAUGCCAUGCUGCUGCUGGCCGCCGGCAGGACGGAUUACUGCCUGAUAAGGCUCGAGUCCGGCCGAUUGAAGGUCAACAUAAAUCUCGGCGCCGGCGAGAAGGAGCUGGCCAGCAAUCGCGAGCUGGUGCUCAACGAUCUCGGCUGGCACGAGGUCAACAUCACGAGGCGCGACGCCAACAUCACCCUCACGAUCGACCGGAUACACAGCGUCGGGGCCGUGCUGCCCGGCAAGUUCUUCGAGCUCAACAUCAACUUCGGCGUGUACAUCGGCGGCCAAGGGCUGCAGGUCGUUAAGGACCUGUUUUUCGGUCACAUGGAGUACAUGCGCGGCUGCAUGGCCGACAUAUCGUACAACGGCCUGCGAGUGGUGGAGCAGGCGCGCUACCGUCGCAACGGCGCCGAGGCCACGGCCGUGAGCUGGGGCUGCUCCGCGGAAUUCGACGCCAGGCCCAGCGACGACAUAAGCUUCGUCGACGACGGGGCCUUCGCUGCCGUGCCCAGGCCGAUUCCCCGCUCGGGUGCGAGGUGGGAACUGGAGCUGAAGACGUCCUCGGCCGACGGCCUGCUCCUGUUCAACGCCGGCCACGCGUCCUACGCCGACUUCCUCGCGAUCGAGCUCUAUCAGGGUCACGUGCGCCUGCUCAUGAACAAGGGCAACGGUCCCACGGAGCUCACCCACGCCUAUCUCGUCUCGGACGGCCACUGGCAUCGUCUUCAGUUCGACUUCGCGCCCAAUCUCAUCGGCAUCGGGGUCGACGGCCGCUUCCAGAAUCUCUCGAUCGCCAGCGGCAAUCGUUAUCUCGACCUCGCCGAGACUCUGUACGUAGGGGGCACGGAGCUGAGCAAACGAGCCAACGCCCUGGCCAAGGGGGUGAGGAACGGCGACGUGAGCUACAAGGGCUGCCUGAGGAACAUGUGGCUGGCGGGCAAGGAGCUGGGCUUGGCCCACGUGAAGGUCAGUCAGGGCGUGGUGGUGAACUGCGUCUGGGGAUUCCCCUGCGCCGAGGCCGAGCCCUGCGUCAAGGACGCCAUGUGCUCGCAGUUGGGCGUGAGGUCCUUCAAGUGCACCUGCGAUCAGAGCCUGUGCAUCAAGUCUAACUUCACCGAGGAGUACAAGCUCAACACCAAUCUACCGCUGAGCCUGGAAAUCCUGUCCGUGCAAGCGAUCAACGUCGCGGAGGGCAGACGCGCCGCCCUCGACGAGCGCCACAUCUCCGUCGUGCUGGACAUCGCCAAGUACGGCCUCAACGAGUCCCACGUGAUUCUGGCCCUGCUGACGCCACCCAACCACGGCAGUCUGCAAAUCGACCGGAUCAAUCUGGCGCCCAAGACGCCCUUCACUCUGCACGACGUGUUGCAGCAAAAGGUCAGCUACGUGCACGACGGCAGCGAGACACUGCAGGACACGAUGCUGCUGAAACUGGCCCUCCAAGCAGCACCAGCCGUGGGCGGCUCCAAGGUCCAGCUGCCCAAUUACUUUCAGGACAGUCUGCGAUUCAGCCUCAGCGUGAACGUCACACCGGUGAACGAUCCGCCGCGACUGGACAUAUCGCCCGCGGCGGUGCUCAGAUUGGCUCAGGGUACGCGAAAGAAGCUGAGCCGCGACCUGGUCUGGGCUCACGACGCCGACACGUCGGCCGAGACGCUGGUCUACGCGGUGCUGGGCAACGACAGCGACAUCGGCCAUCUCGAACGAAUCGACGCCGAGGGCGUCAAGGUGCGAACCUUCACGCAGGCCGAUCUCGAGAAGGGCUUCAUCGAGUACGUUCACAGCGGCAAGAACAAAUCGAAAGCCGUCCUCGGCCUCAAGGUCAGCGACGGCGAGACCCACAGCGCACCCCAGUACCUGCGCGUCAGCACCUAUCCCCUUCACAUCAAGCUGCGUCACAAUACCGGCCUCGUCGUGGUGCAUCGGUCGUUCGCCUACAUCAGCACGGCCAAUCUGUCGUUCGCCACCAACGCCGAGGACGCCCGGGUCGACAUCAAGUUCACCGUGAUCCGGCCGCCCCAGUACGGCCAGCUGCAGCGUCAGCACGAGCCCAAUCAGCCCUGGCUGCAGACCGAGCAGUUCAGCACUCGCGACCUGGAGCUGCAGUCGGUGCGCUACGUCCAGAAUCUCGGCAGUCCGCUGCGCGACAGUUUUCGCUUUCAGGCGGGCGUGCGCGAGAUGCAGCCCAAUCUCACCUACGACUUCGAGAUCAGCUUCAUCGUCCUGGAGCUGAUCAAGGUCCAGAGGGCCAGCGUGAACUUCAGCGACGCCACGGACAGCCUGGUGGACGCGCGACACCUCGAGUACCAGACUAAUCCCCUGCGCACCGAGCCCAACCUCGUCGUCUACUCGCUGCUGGAGCUGCCCCGCUUCGGCCACCUCUAUCUGGACUACGAGCGGCUGCGCAUCGGCCAGACGUUCAAUCAGCGCGACGUCAAUUCGCGCCGACUGCGCUACCGACUCUUUCAUCGGGCCUACUCGCCGAUCAACGACGCGCUCCUGUUCAAGGUCACCGCGCCCCAGUGCGCCGAUCUCUUCGAGACCCUCGACUUCCAUUACCAGCCCUAUCAGGGCGGCCAUCUGCCCGAGAUCCAGGAGCAGGUGCAGGUGCAGGAGGGCCAACGGGUGGCCCUGAAGAUGCGCACGAAUUUCCGCGACUUCGGCCUGAGCCGGCUGAACUUCAAUCUUACCCAGCGACCCGGUCACGGCUUCCUCAGCGUCUACAACGGCAGCGUCGUCACGAGAUUCAACACGACUUUCUUCGCGUUCGACGAGCUCACGGCUCUGCGCGUCUACUACGAGCACGACGACUCCGAGACCACCGAGGACUCGUUCGAGUUUCUGGCCGUGAGCGGCGGCGGCGGCGGCGGCAGCGACGAGGCCGACUUCAUGUACAUCGGUCGGUUCGCGGUGAGCGUGGAGCUGCGCAACGACAACAAGCCCGAGCGCGUCGAUCCGCGCGUCUUUCGCGUGGUCACGAACUCGGAGAGGAUCAUCAGCAAGGCGGACCUGCAGUAUCGCGACGCCGACAUCAACACCGAGCCCAAGGACAUCGUCUACACGGUGAUGCAGCUGAGCAACGGCGAUCUCUAUCGCGUGGAUCAGCCCCAUCGGCGCAUCUCGCGCUUCACCCAGGAGGACGUGAACGAGGACAAGAUCUGCUACAAGCACAGAGGCAAUCCGAUCGAGCGCAUGGACUUCGUGGUGAGCGAUCGCGAGCUGACCACCAAGGGCGAGCUCGAGAUUCAGGCGGGCCAGGCGUACGCCAAGCUGCUGCUGCGCGACAACAUAGUGGUGCAGUCGAAUCAGUCGGUGAUACUGAGCGUCGGCGACCUGGACCUGGAGACUAACGUGCACGCCAACGCCACGGACGUGCACUUCAGCCUGCUGGAGAAGCCCAAGUACGGGGUGCUGCUGAAGCUGCGCCGCGAGGCGACGAGCUUCGACAAGGACGAUCUGCUGCAUCGCUACGUCGCGUACAAGCACUUGGGCCAGGCCCAGAAGAAGGACCACAUGAGGAUCAAGGUGCAGGUGAAGGACGGCGCGGCCGAGGACACGGGCGUGCUCGGCAUCAAGAUCUAUCCGGAGAUCUACUGGGAGCCGAUGAGCGUGCACAACAGCACGGUCUACGUGGAGGAGGCCACCAGCGUCAUACUGAAUCGCAAGAGUCUGGAGGCGGGCAACGUCGGCAUACCCGCCAAUCGCGUCACCUACUACGUGAAGGAGUGGCCGAGCAACGGCUACCUCGAGGUCCAGUACCCGGAGGAGCCGUCCGCGGGCCUGCAGUCCUCGGCCGAUCUCGACGAGUUCGGCGCGCACCUGGUCAAGCACUUCGAGCAGAGCCUCGUCAACGACAAUCGCGUCUACUACGUGCAGUCGGCGCCCAAUCAGACCCACGAUCGCUUCGUCGUCGACGUCACCAACAGCAUCGGCUGGAUCCGCGAUCUCGUCGUCAACAUCGUCAUCGUGCCCGACAAGCUCUACGUGGGCGCGCGCAAUCUCAGCGUGCCCGAGGGCAAGAGCGUCGUCCUCCACGAGUUCGACUUUUACGCCGUCACCGCUUAUUACGCCGGCAAGUUCACCGACUAUCGUCUGGCGGAGAAGCCCCAGCACGGAAACUUGAUGGACAGCAAGAACAAUCCGAUCAGGAAGUUCGAGCACAAGCAGCUGGCCAACGGCGAGAUAGUCUACAAGCAUAACGGAGACGAAGCUCCGCACGAGUGCCUGAAGAUGAUCGUGACGGCGGGCGAGAAGCACAGCGAGCCGUUCGAGCUGUGGUUCGACGUGACCCCCAUCAACGACGAGCUGCCCCAGGUGGUGAACAAGACGAGGUUCACCGUGUGGAGAGGUGGUUCCGCGGUGCUGAGUAACAGUUUGCUCGGUGCCAUGGACAACGAUACGGCUCCGACCGAGCUGGUUUACAACGUCAAGGAGACGGUCAAUGGAUAUUUUGCUCUGGCGGAGGCGCCGGGAGUCGAGAUACGUAACUUUUCCCAGGAGAUGAUCAAUACGAAGAAGGUCAUUUUCACGCACACGGAAAAAACCGAGGCCGAGUUCAAGUUUUCCGUCAACGACGGCGUGCACUCGACCGAGACCUACCAGGUCUCGAUCGGCACCAGACCCGUGUCCCUGUCCCUCGAGCGCAAUCAAGUGCUCAACGUCUUUCCCCUCACGAGAAAGCCGUUGAGCAGCGAGCUGCUACUGGCCAAGUGCAGCGAUCCCGAUCGCGACGUCAAGUACGUCGUCAAGACCAAUCCGGCCAUGGGCAAGAUCAUCAUGGAGACCGCGGACGGCACCUGGCUCGAGGUCGAUCGCUUCACCCAGCGCGAUCUCAACAACAGCAAGGUCUCGUACGAGCACAACAAGCAGUUCAACAAUCUGAGCGCCUCGGACUCGUUCCAGUUCGACAUCGAGACCCACUUCGCCGAGGCGAUUCGCGAGCUCGAGUUUCGCGUCGACAUAUCCGUCUCGAGCGGCGGCCUGCAUCACUACGCCACGGCGACGCCGGUGCACGUCGAGGAGGGUGGCUCGGCCCCUUUGGCCAUCAACGUCAGCGGCAUAGUGCAGUUCUUGCGCACCAAGGCGGCCAUACCCCAGCCCGACGUGUCGGUGAGGCUGCUGCGUCAGCCCGCCCACGGGCACGUGAUGCUGCUGCACGGCCUGAAUCUCACGACGUACUCGCAGUCGGAGAUCGAGGGCCACAAGAUCGGCUACUUUCACGAUCACAGCGACACGAGCCGCGACCAGAUCGACUUUAGCGUGUUCGUGUCGCCGGGCCACGUGACCCUCUGCAACGUCAGCAUACCCGUGGAGAUCGCGCCGAUCAACGAUCAGCCGUUCGAGCUGAGGGUCGUCGAGCCGCUCGACGUCGUGCAGAACCAGACGCAGACCAUCACCAAGAGCCACCUGCUCACCGUGGACCCGGACACGCCCGCGCGCGACAUCGUCUACGAGGUGAUAAGCGCCCCGACGUACGGCCGGCUGCUGCUCGUCGCGACGGAUCAGGCGGCCAACGACGAGCCGCAGGUACUCAAGUUCACGCAGCACGACAUCGACUCGUCGCGCCUCGUCUACGAGCAUCGGGGCCCCCUGCAGGGAGCCACCUUCUACUUCCGCGUGUUCGACGGCCGAUUCCAGCACGUCUACAAGACCUUCGACAUCAACGUGCACCCCAUUCGGCUGAACGUGACGAUUCUGCGGCCCGUGGAGAUCCAGCAGGGCCGCACCUCCACCACGAUCGGCACCGAGUGCAUCAGCGUCGACGCCAACGUGCGCCUCGACCUCGUCACCUACGUGGUCACGCGUCGGCCCGAGCACGGGGUCGUUCACGCGCGCGAGAAGUCCGACGAGUUUCGUCACAGCGACCUCCAGUCCAAGAGCGUGCUCUACGUCCAGCAGAACAUGUCGGCGAGCAACGACAGUCUCGAGCUCACCGCCCGGGUGAGCCAGUACGAGGUGCGCGAUCUGCUGCUGCCCAUCCGGGUGGUGCCGCUGAUGAUCGCGAGCCCGAGCCUCGAGGUGGUCGCGGGCGAGCGCACCAAGCUGUCGGUGCAGUAUCUGGACGCGACGCCCCUGGCCAAGCUCUCGCGCCAGGAUCCGUCGUUCUUCGUCGCGCGGAAGCCCAGAUACGCCAAGGUCAUGCGGAUCAUGAACAGAACGAUGUCGUCGGGCGAGAAGCGAGGACUGCAGGAGAAGGAGAUCGGCGUGUUCUCGCACUCGCAGAUUCUCUCGGGCUUGAUCUAUCUCGUCUGCAAGAAAGUCCCGACGGCCGAUCGCAGCGGCUUCCUCGACAAUUUCGAGUUCGUGCUCAAGGUGCCGCAGACGGCCGUGCGCUUCCAGCCGGCCCGCGGCACCUUCGACUUUCGCGUCAAGCUCGCCAACGACUACUACAACAAUUCGCUCGACGGCCCCAUGGAUCCGGUGGGCCACGAGGGCGAGCUCACCAUCGCGCCCAACAUGAGCAACGACUACACGCUGCUGCUGGGCAUGCUCAUGGGCGUCAUGCUGCUCGGCUUCUGCGUCAUCGUCACGUUGAGGUGCAGCCAAGCCAAGUACAAGGAUCCCAACGGCGGUGGCGGCGACGGCGACGAGGACGACAUGGAGGACGACAUGGACGACAUGGAGCAGGACAAGGUGGAUCUGCCGUCGCCCGCGAUCGCCAAUCUGCCGAGGCCGCCGGGACAUCUGCUGCCGGCGACGCCCAAUCUCAAGAGAUACUCCAACGAGCAUCGCAACAAUAGUUUGAGCUCGAGCACGCCCCUGCCACCGAUGAUGCCGACGCUCACGUCCACGUUGCCCCAGUGCAAGGUGAUACCGUUGAGUCCGCUGGACACGACGAUGAACAACUCCUCGGAGCUGGACGUGUCGUCGGGCCGCUAUCCUUACGGCAUGCCCGACGUCGACGAGUGGAGCAGCAGCUUCGAGACGACGGACAUCCCGUGCCCGUCGCAGACCUCCCAGCGAGCCGCCUCCAACCCGUUGCUGAGGCGCAAUCAGUACUGGGUCUAGCGUCACGAGUGCUGCACCCUCAGGCCGAUCCGGCACGAGCGCCUGGCCACGUAGCAUUUGGCCCCGGCUACGGCAGCCACGACCCAGAGCCUGCAGAGGCAGCCGCGCGUCAAGAAGUCCGUGACCUAUCGGCUCGACGCGCAGGAGAUUCUUGGGUAAACGCGCCUUAGCCGGGUUUCAAGUUUCAAAGUGCUGAGAAAAGUGCUGAGAUCGGACACUGAUUGUGGUGCACGAAAUUUUUGUUUUUUUUUUUUUUUAAUGAAGUGAUCGAGGAACGAUAGAAGCAAUUGGUGGGUUGGUUUGUAAUCUCAACAAUACGAUAACCUGUCGAAAUACAUGAUAGAUUAGCGAGUGUGUGAAUCGAUGAGAAACGUAAUAAUAAUAAUACAAAGCACUUGUGACACGAUAUGAUUAUUAAUUGUGCCAAAUAAAUUUCAACGAGUUGCAUAAGUAUUUUUUAUAAUAGAAAAAAUAAGAAUAAUAACUACCAACCAACAAUCGUCAAUAUAUAAGAUAUAUUACAUAGUCUUUGUGAUAAGGAGAUAGCGAGAUUUGAGAGCACCGGAGAAUCUUCCACUGAGUUUCAACGGCAUAUUUGUAGUGAAAAAAAAUAAAUAAAUAAGACGAGUAAUUUUGAGGAAACGAUAAUCUAAGACUGAUUUCAGCGUGUUUUUAUAUAUAAAUUACAACUAAACCAAAAAGUAAAAGGUAAAUCAAUCAUUUAUGAAACAUAUUUUAGAUAUCGCGAGGACGAAUUCGAUGUAUCUCUCUGCCUAAAUAAGAUCGAUCCAUCGAAUUAUAUUCGAGAAAUUCGAAGCUCAUUUUAUGGCGAGACGCAGGUUUUUCCUAAGUACGAUUGUUGAGUUUGCUUAGACGGUUCGUUGUUUUUGGUCGAUUAUGAGAUGUAAACAUAUUAAACGCAACAAAUAACAAGUGUAAUCGAUCUUUUAAUAAUCAUUUUAUAUAUUAAUUAAGUCGUUAAAAUUUAAAUUUCUGAUAGCAUGGAAAAAAAUGAUAAAAUAAUAAAGGUUCUCAACUUAUGAGGCGCGUGAAAAUAAUUUUCAUUAACAAGACAAUUAACGAGUAAGAAAAAAUUAAACUUAAAUCGAUGUAAAGUAGGUGAAAAUUUAGUGAAAAAUAUAAUAAAUAAAUUGUAAUGAUUUUAAAUUGCAUGUUAAAAAGGAUUAGUUGAAUAGUUAAGAAGUGUCUGUAUGGAUUUUUACACGUCUCACAGUAUUACGUACACUGAUGUAUAACGAAAUUUCUACAUUCGAUGAGUGGGACGAAGCGUUGGCGACGUUUUUGAAUUUUUAUAUUUUAUAUAUUAUAUACAUACACUUAACGAAAUCACGAAUAUCGUAAAGAGAAUGAUAUACUUGAAAAAUUUAAUACUGUUCGAAUCAAAUAGCCCACAGUAAAAAUCACAUCUUCGAUUGGAGAAAAUGAACUGUAUGACAAUUUAAAAGACCUGGAACGGCACUAAAAGCUUAUGUUCUCGACGUAAGAAUAAUUUAUAAUAAGGUAAAAGUUAAUGUGAACUGUACAUUGUAAAUAAAAAAAUCGAAUGACCUAAAAAAAUGUAGUAGGCCGAGAGUGAUAUAUUCACAUUAGCGAUUUCUUCGACUGUUUUUCUAAUAUGUAUUAAAAUUAUGGAAGCAGUUGUAUAAGUGGAUGAAAUACAGCGUUUUCGGGUGUUUUAUCAUCUAAGUAUCUGUAGGCAAGGCAAUACUUUG
Messenger RNA from Trichogramma pretiosum, 10001 nucleotides. RefSeq names its product chondroitin sulfate proteoglycan 4 (gene kon). The record is from RefSeq and is a predicted model, not a curated record. The transcript has 12 exons. The coding region runs from base 1087 to 8268 and encodes 2393 amino acids. Lineage: Eukaryota; Metazoa; Arthropoda; Insecta; Hymenoptera; Trichogrammatidae.